GAAAGGUGUAUAUUAUUUAACUUCAGUCUGGGAUAUGAUUUUUUUGCUUCUACAUACUUAAACAAUUAGUACUUGAAAUCCUAUAAUGCCUCAAUUGGUAUAUGUUUCUUUGAUUUAGUCUUUAGAGAUCUGGGUCGUGUAUUCGUCUAUUUUCUCUUUUCGUUUUCUUUUCUGAAUUAACGUUGUUGUUGGCUUGGUUUAUGAUAAAUUUUGACCAUUAUUUACAUAUUUGCGAACAAAUUCGGAUUCUAACUCAUUUGGAUGAUUUCUUUUUAUUGUCUUGUUAUUAACAUUACAAUGUUAGCUGCAUGCAUGACAAUCUUGCUGGAUUGUGCCUCUUUCCUCUUAUUCUCAUUGUCCUAUUCUCACCUUUCUUCCACAUCUCUCAUCUUUUCAUCUCUUCCUUUCUCCUUCUCUGUUUGGACUUUUUCUAGUUUGUUGUGUAUGGAUCCAUGUAGCCGACCCCAUUAAGUUGGAAUAAAGCUGAGUUUGUUGUUUUUGUUGUUGUCAGCUUCAUGCAUCUCCCUCUGAGAAAUACGAUUGUAUAGAAAGCUUUACACAAAAUCAGACCAGCAGUAGAUUACAUAAGUUAGAACUGGAACAUGUAGAGAAAGAUAGCAAGGUCUCCAAUACAUUCAAAUCUCUGUUGGGAUGGAAAACCAACUUUACAAUUAUACUGUGCCAAGCUUCUUUGAUAAAUCAUCUAUUCUUUCAUUUCCAAAUGCUUAAAGAACGAGCAAAAGAAGCAUCCUGUGGACCUCUAAGCUUGUUCAUCUUUAACUAGAGGGCCAUGGUUAUAAUGCAACACAAGGAUAUAUCCUGUGGUAUGUGCCUAAUAACCAGGAAAUACUUCAAUGGCUAAAGAAUAACGGUCACCUAAUAAAAGAAAGUGAAGUAAGCACAAUCUUCUGAAAAUCUUAAACUUUUUAGAGCAGAAGCACUUCAAAUAUUCCUCAUCGUAAUGAUAAUUUGACAUGAUAUGCAAGAUUUGUAACCAAAACAUAAUGAACAAUCGCUUGUUGGUCUGGUAUGCAUAUAUCAGUAGGUCUACUUUACAGACAGAGUGAAGAGAAGUAUAUGUAGGUCCUAAAACAGUGUAGUAGAUAGUGAAAUGUAGUAAAUAGUGAAACAAAUACAAGGAUAAUCAGAUCCAACAUUCAACAGUGAAAAGUAGAUGAACUUAUCAAUUAAUUUCAACUAAAUGUAAGAACUGGCUCUAAUAAUUAAUGGACAUUGAGGAAAAAAUAAUCUAGAAGUCCCAUUGAAAACUGUCUAACUACUAUACCAUAUGCUAAUGGGAUGAUGGGGGUGGACCAGCAAUUACAAAAAUGCCAAGCAGUUCAAGGUUGAAUUCUUUUUCACCUAGAGGAACAUCUUCAGCUGCACUCUCUUGUAAGAUGUUCAGAUCAGAUGGGCCUCCUAGGGCUUUAGUUUUUCUUCAAGUGUAUUAAAUCGGUUUUCAAGUAAAGUCAGCUGACUGUCAAGGCUUUAACCUCUUCAUGGAUGGUCCCAAGAGACCCAAGAAUACAAAGUUGUGUUGAUUGUUGAAGCAAUGGCCAGAUGAUCACCGUCUUAAUUGAAGGAAGGCUAGGGACAUGUGGCACCUUGGAACGAGGAAAUAGGGACCAUCCAGUGGACAGUUAUAAUGCUAAAGAUUAUACUGUCGGAUCAACUAUUGAGGCAGUUACCAUGUACAGAACAUGGAAGAGGAUGGGGUUAGUUAAUAAAGAUCAUAAUUGUCAAUGAGUUGCUAAGGUUCAGGCGCUUUGGUUGCCUAGUUGGUGUCACCUUGCAUUCAGGCCCUCCCCAACGCCUUGGGUUGCCUAGAUGCCAUGGCAGUUAUGGUAACAAUACCUCGGUCUAUAAAUAGUAGAACUGAGGAUGGGACUCUCUCUUUCUCUCUCUAUAUAUUGACGUCCCAAGUCCCAACACACACAACACAACUCAUUCCAAGCCCCUUGGCUUUGUUUAUCUAUCCUGAGGUUUUAUCCUCACCCGACAGACAGUUGAGUUACUUUUAUCACCAUUACCUUUUCCGCAUGUAAGUAAGAGUUCAACCCGGAGUUGCUGGACAAAGUUGACACUGUCAUCUUUGUGCACCAGUGCAGCCUACCACACACGGUUUGCAGACACGCCAUUCAUGUCCAGCCCAAGGUUCACUAUCAAAUGCCCGUUUUGGACUUUGGGUUCAGGCUAUGAGUGAUCUUGGUGGGCAGAGUUUGACCGUAGAGCGAAACUUUGUGUGGUUUUGCAGUCAUCAUUAUUCCAUCAACUGUACCACUCUAUGUUUGUAAGUUUGGCAUUCAGAAUCUGGGAGGUUUCACUCAUUAAUCUUACUUAUCUUGUUUCAUUUAUCUUAUUUUCCUAAAAAACCAAAAGUCCUUCUAUCAAAGGCAAAAUAUUACACAUUUGAAGAAGAGACCAGCUUUGUGGUAGCUGACUCACUGGCCGAUAAUAAUUGAUAGGAUAGCUUAAGAUUGGAAACCACUAUCAUAGGUAUUUGGCUCCCAUUUGCGCCACGUGGUGCUGGCAUGUCCACACACUUGUCAAGCAAAGUUUCCAAACCAAUGCAUCUAUAAUAUUAAUAAUUAUAUGUAAUCAUUUUAUGGAAUUGGAAGCCAAUUAAUGUUCUUUGUCUAUGCCUUGGAAUUCCUUUGAAGCCUGAGUCCAUUCCAGCUGGAAGUAUCCUAUAUCAUUCAAAACGUGUAUGCCCCUCCUCAAACAUUUCUCAUUUCGAUGGUUUCUUUCUUUCUUUCUACACUCCCAAGGAUGUUGCCAGGGGGAUCGUAGCCAACGGAAUAACAUUCUCCUUCUUAGGCAAGGUUGUAUCGAUAUAAUCUGUUAAAUUGCCUUUCAGAUUGAUUGUGUAAACCACCCAUGGAAUAGACAAACUAAAUAUAUCCAUAAGACACAUUCACCAAGUUCGAUCCCACAACCAAGUGAUAAUUAGUCUUUUCUUGUCUUACAUUGAUGACACCUAUGCUUGCAAGUCAAAUGCCCUUUUCUUCAGCCGUUCAAAUGCAAGGGCCUUACCACAUGAUAUAUCCCAUGUAGAUGUGACACAUUGAGGGGCAAUUGAGAACCAUUUUUUGUUAUAUAUCCAUAUGAUAAAAUAAUCAAUCACAUAAAUUUUCAUUAUAAUACUAAUGCUGUGAAUAGGCCACUCAUACACACACACUAUCCUAUCAUGUUCUUACUGAUUACUCUGCCUCUGUCUGUCCUAGUUUGAUUAGUAUGAGAUGAUUCUGGAGGUGACUAGAGGUUUUGAUUUUGCCACAUCAUGUUCAACAUGUCGAUCGCCAGGGAAAAGAUGCCGUUCUUACUGUUACAAAGCCGUGUUGAAGUUGAACCAAGUCUCAAAUUUCAAGGCCCCAGUAUCCACCUUGGAGAUCCACCAUAGAGUCAGAGGAUGUGAAUGCUUUGAUCUGUACAAGGAGCUUGUUCCUUAUCAGGAGGCAUGGUCCUGGCAGAAAUCCGUAGUAAGAAAAAGGUUAGCUUUGAUUGGAAGAGAUGAAGAUUGCUGUGACAAUCUAAUUAUUCUUCAACACCCUCCUGUUUAUACAUUGGGCACUGGUAGUUCUGAGGAAUACUUGAAUUUUGACCAGAAGAAUGCUCCAUAUGAUGUUUACCGAACAGAACGUGGUGGGGAGGUUACGUUCCAUGGACCGGGUCAGCUAGUCAUGUACCCCAUUCUCAAUUUGAGGUAUCACAAGAUGGAUCUUCAUUGGUACCUAAGGGCACUUGAGGAGGUGGUAAUCCGAGUUCUUUCAUCAACAUUCUCUAUCAAGGCUUCUCGACUUGAUGGUUUUACUGGUGUUUGGGUUGGCAAUCAGAAGCUAGCUGCCAUUGGGAUUAGGGUAUCUCGAUGGAUAACAUAUCAUGGCUUAGCACUGAAUGUCACCACAGAUCUAACACCCUUUCAACAUAUAGUCCCCUGUGGCAUAAGGAACCGUCAGGUUGGAAGCAUUGAGGGCCUCCUGCAAGAAUCUGGACAGCCCAGGUAACAAAUGAUUCCCUGCAGAAGCUGUGAUGAUAUGGCCAGCCCAACAUGGAAUGCCAUACUUGGGAGAAAGCUAAAGCUUUUGAAGUUCACAUGGGCUUGCUCUUCUGCGUGACCGUGUUCCCCACCCAUUAUGUGCCUCAAAGUAAGGCCAUUCCGUUUAGACAAAAGGCACUGCUGUCUAUCCAAGGUCUUGCUGGGGACGGUAUAUAUUUGGGGUCUCACUUCUUAGAUUGUCAAGUUUUGUUUUUUUGUUUUCAUGGGAAGCUAACUCUAUGGUUGAUUCCCUUGCUUGGAAGGUUCUGUCUAAUCUAUGUAGGAUAGUUUGGCUACUCCACUUCGGAGUUAAGGGAAUCUUGUAAUCCUUCGUUUGCGUGUCUCACACGUGAUAUUGAAUAGAAUUGCCGUUUACCAUUUA
Macadamia integrifolia is the source of this 4418-nucleotide messenger RNA. Its product is annotated as octanoyltransferase LIP2p2, chloroplastic-like. The transcript is spliced from 5 exons. The coding region runs from base 3240 to 4004 and encodes 254 amino acids. Gene Ontology annotation, cellular component: mitochondrion. NCBI's taxonomy places the organism in Eukaryota, Viridiplantae, Streptophyta, Magnoliopsida, Proteales, Proteaceae. The record is from RefSeq and is a predicted model, not a curated record. Gene Ontology annotation, molecular function: lipoyl(octanoyl) transferase activity. Gene Ontology annotation, biological process: protein lipoylation.